Molecule: messenger RNA, 1688 nt
Organism: Pelagomonas calceolata
Lineage: Eukaryota; Pelagophyceae; Pelagomonadales; Pelagomonadaceae
Source: the annotation of a GenBank genome assembly
ACUAUGGCUGCCGCCGCCGACGCCGCGCCGGAACGAGUAGCGAGUAGCGAAGCGGACUUCGUCCUGACGCGCGCCGACGACAUUCAACCGACGCCGCCCGGCCGCUGGGCGCGUUUGACCAUGACGGUCCUCGCGCGCUAUCCCUUACUCCACUCCGUCUUCUGGUUAAGUGUUGUGGGCGUGGCGGCCUCCUCCACGAAAGCGGAUGCGUCGGAAGCGUUGAAGAUUGCCAUCGAGUGCUGGUUGGUGUAUUCUUUCGGGAAAUAUAUACUGACGGGCAGCUGUGCAUUACGAGGCCUCGCGAAGCUGCGAAGGAACGACGCCAAGAGUCCUGAUGACUUCUCGUCAGCAUCUUCUUCGAACGACUUGCUGAGGUACGAAGAUGUGUUGCAUGUGAUUGCCAUACCGAACUACAAGGAGGACGUCGCGACGUUACGACGGACUAUAGCAACCCUGGCGCAGCAACGGGACGCCUCGACACAGUUAGUCGUGGUCCUCGCGAUGGAGGCCCGCGAUCCUCUUGCUCGGGCCACGGCGCAAACUUUAAGGAAGGAGUUCUCCCAUCAAUUCCGAGGCAUGCACUGCACGCUGCACACGCUGAGAAGUGGCGAGGUCGCGGGCAAGAGUAGUAAUGAGAACUGGGCCGUGAGAUGUGCUAAAAGAAGAUACUGCGACGAGCUCGGUGUUAGAUCCGACAGAAUUGUGGUCACGACUUGCGACGCCGACACGUAUUUUCACGCGUCGCACUUCGCGGCUCUGUCGGCGGCCUACUGCUCGGCUUCUUCCAAACAGCGACGUCGAACCUUCUGGCAGGCCUGCACGCAGUUCUACCCGAACUGCGACAAAGUGCCUACGUUAUGUUCGGUACGAUAUGCCUUACUCAGUGUAGGCUUCCUAGGACAGAUGUCCAAUCCGCUCCAUUAUCGGUUACCCUUCGCGGUCUACUCCUUAGCUUUAGAUUUAGCGGUAGAAGCGCACUACUGGGACCCUUCAGUAAUACCUGAGGACUGGCACAUGUUCCUGCGGUGUUUUUAUGCGACGAGAGGUGGCGUGAAGGUCGAUCCCAUCUUCCUGCCGGUCGGGUGUGAGUGCGUGGUGGACACCUCAGCUACAAAGACGAUAGGGGCUUGCUACGAUCAAGCCAAAAGGUGGCAGUGGGGCGCCAUCGACGUGGGGUACAUCGCCGCGCGGACGCGCGACGCGCCGGUCCAACGGCAGCUAGCUGUAGCAUUGGCGGCGCAGGAGCACCAUUUACUCUACCCGUUGAUGUGGAUCGUGUUAGCGGCCGCGCCUUGGCUCGUCGAGGGUUGGGCGACGGGCUGGCGGUUCCGGCUCUGGGUCGGCUUCUUUGUUGCGAACUUCGUCCUGCUGAAUGUCUUGGAUCAUUGCUAUCGGGAUAUUUUGAGCAGGGACCGGGGCUGCGGCGGCCCCGACGCGUCUUCAUUGAAAGAAAUACGAGUGUCUCGCGUGCUCUCCUUCGCGGCGUUCCCCGUCGCGGACCUACUACUCUUCGUGCUGCCGUCGUUGCACGCGCAUGCGCGCAUGGCGCUGUCGACGCGCUUCGACUACGUCGUCGCUCCGAAGGUCGCGUGCUGCCUCCAGCGGGGGCCGUCGUCGCAGGGACUGCUGGUGCAACUGCCGGAGGCGCCCCUCGCGAAGUACGAAGCUAUCGCGUAAAAUGUGUUACU